AUGUGGAACGGACUCUUCAUGCUGCUCGGCCUGAGCAUGAUUAUGGCCAUUUCCUCCUUUCUCGCCGGUUCACUACCUCUAUCUUUUUCCAUGUCUCAACGCCACUUACGCUUGAUGUCUGCUAUGGGCACUGGCGUGUUAGUUGGCACUUCGCUGAUCGUCAUCAUCCCCGAGGGCAUCGAGACUUUGUACACUGCCAGCGAAGCAGCCGAACACACACAAAACGAGCGUCGAGUAUACUUGGACGACCUUGGUAUACCAACGUCAUUGCACGCUCGCUCUCCGUCGCGCAAUCUCGAAGUCAUUGACCGCUGGAAGGCGGACCUCGAGCGUGCGAAGGGCAAUGCCGAAGCAAUUGCAGGCCUGAACGAUGACCCGGCAGGUUUCUCUCGAGCUGCACAGGUCCCCGACCCAAUCGAAGACGACGGCGACGACCCUGUGCAGGUCGGUCGACCUGAGGGGUCGGAGCACCACAGGGAGAAGCAUGAACACAGGGAGCCGCACGCCUGGGUCGGCUUAUCCCUGAUCUUCGGCUUCAUCCUCAUGUACUUGAUUGAUGCCCUACCCAACAUCAUGGCCGCCGCACCCACAAAGCCUCUUCAUAUAUCUCUGUCGAACCUCUCCAGCGGCCUUCACCACUCGCCUUCCCACUCGCCGAACCUCUACCCAGCCGACGCCGCUGCUCCUGGCGUUCAAUCCAGCCCCCCAGCCACAACCAUCGGUCUUGUAAUCCAUGCUGCCGCCGACGGCAUAGCACUGGGCGCCUCGUCCAGCACCUCCAGCACGAAACUUGGCCUUAUCAUCUUUCUCGCAAUCAUGCUUCAUAAAGCACCUGCCGCUUUUGGUCUGACGUCCGUGCUGCUCAAGCAGGGCCUCAGCAAACGCACAGCCCGCGCACAUCUCAUCGUUUUCAGCCUCGCCGCGCCCGCUGGUGCGAUGGUAACCUGGGUUAUCGUCAAUCUCCUCGGGCGAGAAACCCUAGGCGGAGAAGAGGGCAUGCAGUUUGCAACAGGAUGCGUGCUGCUCUUCUCUGGCGGAACUUUCCUCUACGUCGCCAUGCACUCUAUGCAAGAAACAUCGUCCUCCCAUCCUCACAGCAGCGGCUCACUCCAUUCUCGCGCUGGAUCGACGAACAGCUCUAUCCUUAAUGGCUAUGGCGACAGCGGUCUGCUGGAUGGAUACGCUGGUGGCCAUGCGAAGAAGGGUCAGAGUGGGACGGAGAUCGCGAUUAUGGUGGCUGGUAUGCUGGUUCCGCUGCUGACGCAGGUGGGACAUGGAGCUCAUGGGCAUUGA
This is a messenger RNA of Lasiodiplodia theobromae, 1293 nucleotides long. Its product is annotated as Zinc/iron permease. The record is from RefSeq and is a predicted model, not a curated record. Lineage: Eukaryota; Fungi; Ascomycota; Dothideomycetes; Botryosphaeriales; Botryosphaeriaceae. Bases 1 to 1293 code for a protein of 430 amino acids. Gene Ontology annotation, molecular function: metal ion transmembrane transporter activity. The transcript has 3 exons. Gene Ontology annotation, biological process: transmembrane transport; zinc ion transport. Gene Ontology annotation, cellular component: membrane.